Leucoraja erinaceus (little skate) is the source of this 2615-nucleotide messenger RNA. RefSeq names its product zinc finger, CCHC domain containing 9 (gene zcchc9). Gene Ontology annotation, molecular function: nucleic acid binding; zinc ion binding. The record is from RefSeq and is a predicted model, not a curated record. The transcript is spliced from 6 exons. Bases 147 to 965 code for a protein of 272 amino acids. NCBI's taxonomy places the organism in Eukaryota, Metazoa, Chordata, Chondrichthyes, Rajiformes, Rajidae.
AGGGAGGGCCCUCCAUUGGCAGUCACGGUGGGCCGGGCCGGGCCGGAACUGUUGUGCUGGGCGGUUGGGGCGAGCGGACCGUGUAGAGUGUGACAGCGGAGGCGGGCGAGGAAACUUCUGGAAGAGACUCUUACAGAAAGUAGAAAAUGACCCGUUGGGCUCGCGCUAAUAACAUCCAUAAAAAUAAACUCUCAGAAGCAACACCAUGGAGUCAGAUGAAACAGAAUGGUAGCUCAAGUAGAGCAAUACCAAGUUACAAACGGGUUAAAAAUCCACUACCCAUGCAUGGAAACAGACCACAGCCGCCUAAACGUAAGGAAAGUGAAUGGUACCACAUUAAAAAAGAGUACCUGAGCGAAGAUGUUAAUGGGUUCGUGGACUACCUAAAACAAAAUGGUCAAGUUCUCCGCAAAGGACUAUUGGUGUCAGUGGAAAGCGAAGAGCUAAGUGGUGAGCUAGCCCUGAAGAAGGACCAGAGAAGGGAAGUCAGAAGAUUGAAGAGGCAAGCACAGAAAAAAUCUGGCAUGAUAUGUUUCCACUGCAGAAAAGCAGGACAUGGAAUGGACGAAUGCCCAGAAAUGGACAAAGAUGAACAAGAGAUGGGAAGUGGUAUCUGUUACCGCUGUGGUUCCACAGAACAUGAGCUCCAGAAAUGCAGAGCAAAGAUUGACCCUGCACUAGGAGAAUUUCCAUUUGCUAAAUGUUUUAUUUGUGGUGAAACUGGACAUCUUUCAAGAUCCUGUCCAGACAACCCAAAAGGACUAUAUGCCAAUGGACGUUGUUGCAAGCUGUGUGGCUCAGUGGAGCACUUUCAGAAGGAUUGCCCAGACCAUCAGAACAUGAGUAAUUUUGGUUUAACUGUCGGCCGAUGGAAAAAAGGAAUGAGUGCUGAUUACGAAGAAGUCCUAGUCACAUCAAAUAUACAUAAAACUAAACAUAAAGCUCCAAAGAUUGUCAAUUUUUAACCCCUACCUAGAAAAUUAGAAUUUAAAUUAUUCCCCCUGCAAAUAUCAAAGAAAAUAUAUCAGAACAUUAUUUUACGAUUGGAAGAAAUACUCUAAAAUCCAUUAAUACCAGCAGAUGGAGCCAUUGUAUGUCAAAUCCACUAUUAUUACUGCUAAAACUCUUCUUUGUACCCAACUUGAAUAAAUAGUUGUAUAAGGUUUCCAUGAGUUAAAGUUUCAAACAGAAAUGAAGUGACGUUUUAUAGAAUCAGUUGGCUGUUUAUAAAAUGUCUUUAAUGUCAGGAGAAAACCCAGUCGACGACAACACGAGCGGGAGUAAGCCACAUUGUAGAAAUAAUGAACGACAGAUGCUGGUUUAUACCAAAGAUAGACACAAAGUGCUGGAGUAACUCAGUGGAUCAGGCAGCAUCUCUGGAGAAAAAAAGACAGCUGACGUUCCGACCCAAAACACCAUCUGUCCUUUUUCUCCAAAGAUGCUGCCUGACCCGCUGAAUUUACUGCCGCACUUUGUGUCUAUCUUAUUGGCCCCAAAAAAAUGUUUUAAGAAGGGUAACUAAAAUCUUGAUAAUUGAGGGAGGCUUGUAUGGAUCUUAAAAGAGAUCUUUCUAGUGGUGCCAAUAAUAGGGGAGAGGAAAUGGAGGAUGCAUUAGAGAAACCUGUAAGAGUUCUCUGAUUGGAGGUUGCAUUCUAUUUCUGGUUUGGGGAGAAGAAAGUUCAGUAAUGAAAUUUCUCUACACAUUCCUUUAUGAUAGAUGUGUCUUUCAGCAUUAUCUAGUGCCCUCCAUACAUAUACACACACAUAGUCCCCCAUUUCAGGGCACCAUAUUGUUUGGGACACAGUAAUGAAAGUAGUCAUGUUUAAUAUUUUGUUGCAUAUCCCUUGCAUGCAAUGACUGCUUGAAGUCUGCGAUUCAUGGACAUCACCAGUUGCUGGGUGACUUUGGUGAUGCUCUGCCAGGCCUGUAUUGCAGCCAUCUUUAGCUUAUACUCUGUAUUUCUGUUCAUGAAGUGUUCUGCAGACAGUGGUCAUUGACAAUCCACACCUUAACCUGAAGAGUGCUUCUACUUUGUCGGACUGAUGUUUGGGGAUUUUUCUUUGUUAUAGAGAUUAUUCUUCUGUCAUCAGCUGUGGAGGUCUUCCUUGGCCUGCCAGUCCCUUUGUGAUUAAUAAGCUCACCAGUGCUCUCUUUCUUCUUAAUGAUGUCCCAAACAGUUGAAUUUAGUAAGCCCAAGAUUUGUCUAUAACAGUUUUAUUCUUGUUUCUCAGUCUCAUAAUAGCAUCUUUGACUUUCAUUGGCACAACUUUGAUCCUCAUGUUGAUAAACUGCAAUAAAAGUUUCCACAGGUGAUGGAAAGAUUGGAGGAAAGACUGGGUGCUGAGAGCUCUCUAAUACCUGCAUAAGGAGGCAAUUAAACACACCUGAGCAAUUACAAACGACUGUGAAGCCAUGUGUCCCAAACAUUAUGGUGCCCUGAAAUGAGGGAAGUGUGUAUAAACACAGUUGUAAUUUCUACAUGGUGAAACCAAAAUGUAUAAAAAUGGCCUUUAAUUAAAAUCUGACAAUGUGAUUUAAUCAUCAUUUAUUUAUUUGAAAUCACAUGUGAUUUUUUUCUAUUACAAAUCUCAAAUUGUGGAGUACAGAGGCAAGU